GCCAUAUCGCGGGGGUGCGGCAUGGCGCAUGCAGCUGUGGGCCCAUGGAUUGGGCCGGGUAUCGACGCGCUCUACGCGGAGCGCGCCGUGUGGACCAUUGGCGACGUCCUGGAGGUCGAACUCUGGCACGAGCAGUUCGGGACUCUUGCGGGUCAAUAUUAUCAUUGGUGGAUAUUCCAGAGCCAGAAGGCGGAGAACCCAGGCCUGUUCAGGGCGACGGCGGGGAAAGGCGACGACGACGAGACGGUUUUCCGGGGCUGGGAGAUCACGCCGGUUUACAAGUGGCGCGUCUUGAACGGCAACGGGCUCGAGGCGGACCUCGCCGUCGUGGGCUGGCUCUCGCAGCAGCGGCGCAAGGACAUCCUGGACGAGUUGCGCGGCCGCCAUGCGGCCGCGGGGGCCCUGGGCAUGCGGGCCGCGGACGGCCCCGGGGACCAGGAGGCGCGCGGUUGGGACCAGGGUGGCGCUGCCCGACCAGUUCUCCUUGAUGGGCCCCUCGCGCCGGUGGGCGGCGUCGAAGGCGACUUGCGGCGCCUCGAAGCCAGCGUGGGACGGGGUCGCGACCCUACGCCUGCACGCCUCGGCGAGGAGCGCCGGGACCAUCAGGAGCGUCAGCGGCCCCAGGAGGGCGGCCGUCGCGCGAGGAGUUGCUCGCGGGCUCGCCGUUACGACGCGGGCCGCCGUUACGACGGCGCGGGCCGCCGCUACGACGACCAGGAGGAGGUCAGGGGCCGCUCGCGGAGCCGCCGGCCUGUGCAGCCACGGUCUCCCGAGGCUGCGCGCGUAGGAGCGCCGCGUGCACCUUUCGGGGCGCGCGCUGCAGCUACGGCGGCGGCGCAGGGUCGCAAGGAGCACCGGCGCCGUCACCGCGAUCGCCAGCGGCGGUCGGACACGCCUGGCAGGGACAGGCGGGCCAGGUCCCUCCAGCUGAUGGCGGACAAGGUGGGCAGGGAUGGGGAGGCGCACGCCUGGGAGAAGAACGACACCCCAGCGGCCGCCAGGUCUUACUACUUGCGCGUCCUGCAACCGCUGACGGGGGCAGGGCUGCGCAACAACAGGGAGAUGGCCACCUUGUGCGCGGCCCUCGACCACCUAGCACGGGGCCGGACCGCGUUUGCGGCGGAUGUCCUCACGAUGAGGUUGAAGGCGGUGGAAAUGGCCAGCCGGCACGGCAAUUGGGACCGCGCGCGAUUCUUGGAGCUCGUGGAAAAAGACGACACGACGCUAACGACCAUGGGGGAGGAGCAGAUGGCCACACAGGAGCUGGCGAUGCAGCGGAAGCUCGAAAGCCGGGGCAAGGGGCACGGCUUCGACAACGAGUGGCGGAACUCAGGGAACGCCUCCGGCAGCUCCGGCAAGGGGGCCAAGGACAAGAACGGCCGCCAGCACAAGGGCAUGGGGAAGGACGGGAAGGACAGGAAGGGGAGAGGUCGCGACAAUUCGGGGCUAUUUCUGCUCGCCAGAGCCACGCUGCACGCCCUGAAUUUCCUCGCGUGCGCCGGUUGGGCGCCAGUGCCGGCGUGCCUGGACGCGCCCCGUGCCCUCGGCGAGGGUCACCGCCGCACCCUCUCCCACGUGUGGGAGGCAGCGGAGGUCGCGUCGAGGCGGCGCGAGCUGGUCUGCAGCAAGGUCGUGCCAGCGUGGCCGGACCCUGGCAAGGCGUGCAUCCUACCGAUCGUCGACUACGUAUCGGAGGAACUCCGGGGCGACCUGCUAUGUCCGAGCAGGGUUGUUCGCGCCCGUAGGCGCGGAUGCCAUUUUCCGCGACGCCCGUGGGGGCUCGGCGUUGAAUGGGGCGACGGGGUGGACAAGGUCAAGCACGUGAAUGGCGUGAGGGUCGAGCUCUUGCGGUUCAUGUGCGUAUUCGUGCCCAUCAGUGCCUUCCUCCGGCGACUCCGCGGGGACAGCGGCCUCCUCCCUUAUAUCGGCCAGUUGGGGCUGGCCGCUUUGGAGGAGGACGAGGUCUUCUGGGUGGAUUCCGAAGACAUGGAAUCAUGUUUCAACGUUUUCUACAUGCCAGACGAGUGGUUGGGCAUGUUUGCCUUCGAGAAGCAGGUUCCGAUGAGCGCCCUCGGCGGCGACCCGAAUGUCAUGACCUACGUGGGCAUGCGGGCCGCGCCGAUGGGCUGGGUCGGCGCCGUGGACGUGAUGCAGUACAUGGCGCGGAAGUUAGUGUUCCAGACUGCUGCGGUUCCGCCGUUCUGCGAGCUGCGGAAAGAUACGGCGGUGCCCACGCAAGACAUAGCUAUCGCGUGCAUGGACGGCUACGAUCACCUUUCGAAGGUCAAGCUCCUCGUGGACGACAUUUCGGAGGCCCCCCCAGGCCGUUCUGGGCCCAUGGAACGCUUCGUCGCGGUCUGCGCAGCGCAAGGGGCCCCCCUCAAUGCGGGCAAAUCGCUCGUUCGCGGGCUGAGGGCCGGCAUCCGAGGCGGAGAGCUCGACGGGUUGCGCGGGCGUCUUAUGCACGGAAGGGAGAAGUCGCUGAAGUUCUGCACGAAGUCGCCGCUCUUUUCGGUCUUGCAGGACAUCUUCCCUUUCAUCAACAGCUUUGGGCCGGCGGAGGUGCCGCUGGCCCCCCCUGACUGCGUCGUCGACGAGGUCCUUCAUGGAGGGGCCCUCAUCCCGCUGGCCUUCAUGAACCUCCGCGCGAAGGCACCGAAGGUCGCGAGCACGUCCAACGCCUCGGAGAGCGGCGGCGACGCAGCUGAGGCCACCAGCUUCGUCUGCCCCCUGGCGCCGGGGCAAGCGGAGCGCCAGGAGGCGUGGGCUGCGGCGCUAGCAGAGGAGCCGGUCCUCGGCCAGGAGGCAG
Prorocentrum cordatum is the source of this 2809-nucleotide messenger RNA. Lineage: Eukaryota; Dinophyceae; Prorocentrales; Prorocentraceae. The record is from the annotation of a GenBank genome assembly.